Closterium sp. Yama58-4 is the source of this 621-nucleotide messenger RNA. The record is from the annotation of a GenBank genome assembly. NCBI's taxonomy places the organism in Eukaryota, Viridiplantae, Streptophyta, Zygnematophyceae, Desmidiales, Closteriaceae.
AUGUGGCACGACGGCGAGAACAGCAGCGGUGGCAGUGGCACUAGUGAAAGCGUUGCUGCUGCGUUAUCUCACUCUCUUGUGCUCACGGCACGGGACGGCAAGGAGCAGACUCGCGGGGCGCAAGGCUUCCUUGCAUCCGCCACUCUUGACGACAAGCCUCUCCCGCGCCUUACCCUUGGCAAGAGCCACGUUCUCUCCAACGGGCGGCUGGUUCUGUCGUUUGUGGGCCAGGAGAAGACCGGCCCGUUCGACGUGGACGUGUACUCCCUCCGCCUGAGAAAUCUCCUGGAGCUCGAGCUGAAGCUGCGCGCGGCGCACCCUCUGUUGCAAACACCUGAGGACGCGCAGGUGCACAUUAACCUGAUGUUUGUGGACUCGAAUCCGAGCGGCCAGGUGCACGGGGUGAUGGGGCAAACGUACCGCAGCGGCAGGGAGCGGAGGACGAUGGAGUAUUCUAGGCUUGCCGCGUUGCUGCGGCACCCUGUGUCGGUGGAUGGGGAGGAGGGUAAGGGGUUUCUGGAUGGGGAGGUGGGGGAUUAUGAGACAUCGGGAGUGACUGCGACUGACUGCAGGUUCACUGCUUUCAAUGGCGGCCAGCUGCCUCUGCUGGCCGAGGAAUGA